Molecule: messenger RNA, 1869 nt
Organism: Paracoccidioides brasiliensis Pb18
Exons: 3
Coding region: 1-1869 (622 amino acids)
Source: RefSeq, a predicted model, not a curated record
AUGGAAUCGUCUCCCUUAACCUUAGCGCAUUCCCAUGCUCGUAAUGCCCUCUUCGAAACACGCAAAUCUAACCCAGUAGCGGCCAGCGAGGAACAUGAUCUCGCAGCUGUCGAGUUUUCAACUGCAGCACAAGGCACGGUUGACCCGGACGCAUUGCGAACACUUGAACUUCUCGAAAAACAUCAUAAACGGCUUGCAGAGAUCCUUAGAUUUCAACAUGAGCACCCUGCGGAGGCUUCUCCUGAACGUGCAAAUGUACUCUCGGUGCCUUCAACAACCCAACCUCCCAAGUCAGACUUGCCAAGCCUUGGUAGAAGAGAGACAUCGGCUCCGUUUUCCUAUGUAGAAAACGUAAAUCCACCCCCUCGUCUCCCUGCUCAGCAUAGACCUGUGCAACGCGACACUACUUCUAUAGCAAGCAAUUUAGCAUCGGCUCGUGGUAUUCCCUCUCAUCCUGCUCGAGGUAGUCCUGCAUCACCCGCUGUAUCGACUCAGAAUGCUGGGGCCAAAAUGGCUGGUGCUCCAGUGCAGAUGAGCCAUGAUGGAGCAAGCCUCGAUUCCCUAGACACCGAGUUAAAGGCUCGUCCAAGCUUAGCAUCCAAACAGAAACCAUCUUGGACUCCAACUGGGAUGAGUCCCGCAGAUAUUACGGGGCAGCAGAUCAACCCACCAGCACCAAGUGACGCCUUAACAUCUAAACUUGGGUUUGGAUUCUCAACAGAUGAGCCAUUCCAGCGGUUUUAUUCGACAUUUGAAGGUCUCAUAUCGAAACUUUCAGGUCCGCUUACCUUUGCUAGUCUACCCCUUGGCAUUGACACUUCUACCCAGAAAUCUGCAGCAGAUCCCCAAGUUGACCGGAACCCAGCAUCUGCAGAUAUUCCCAGCUAUCUUACAAACCAACCAGAUGUGAAUAGGUUAGUUUCAAAAGCUGCACUGCGUGCUAUCAGAGAUAAGGAUGGCCUGAACGGAUUACUCGGCCAGCCAAACCCGGUGGAAUCAUUCUACGUCGUCCCAACCGCUGGUGGAACGAUAUCCUACGCAGGCAUUCUCUCUCGAGCCGAAAAGGAAGCCCGCAGACACAGCCUAGACAGCAGCCGCGAUGACGAUUUCGUUGAUGCCCGCGAGAACCCUCCAACCCCUGAAUCUUUGCUUCCCGUAGCAGGAGACAAGGGCGGAAAACGAGCAGCACGGAGCAGAGCAUCAGGCGCAACGCAGCCAAACACAAAGACAAUGGAAGAACUACAAAUGGAAAACCAAGCGCUGAAACACCUGUCGGACACGCUCUCCAAACGGCUGCAUAUGUGGGAAGUCAAUGCGCAGUCGUCAUCCUUGGCAUUACAACAAUCUCUGAAGGCAAUGCAGCACCAACCCACCUCUUCCCCUGGACGGCAGCUCUCUCCCACAUCCUCAGCUGUACCACAUGAACCGCGUCUUCAUGGGAUACAAUCAUCGCCAGCGCCAGCAGCAGGGGCAGCACCAGUACCAACACAGGAACGCGUCGUUUCGGGGGAAUCGCUACCAUCUAGCUCUGAUGCUAAUGAGGCACGACUAAAGGAGCUGGAAGAGUUGCUUCGUCGUGGGGAAAAGGAGCUGCAGCGUGUGGGGCGUGAGAAUGAGAAGCUGAGAGAUGUAGUGGGGAGGUAUAGGGAUCGGUGGGAGAAAUUGAAAGAAGGGGCUAGGGUGCGGAGGGAAGGGAAUGGGAAUGGGAAUGGAGGUACUAAUGGAGCCGGGAAAGGGACACGUACAGAUAUGGGGAAGGUGGUUACUGCCACUCCUAGUCCUGAGGUCGCGGAUGUAGCGCAAGUUACAAGUCGUGCCGGUGACGGCGGUGGCAUUGGUUCUGCUGAAGGGAAAGGGGGUGAGCAAUAA